Messenger RNA from Penicillium manginii, 1851 nucleotides. RefSeq lists its product as uncharacterized. The transcript is spliced from 3 exons. NCBI's taxonomy places the organism in Eukaryota, Fungi, Ascomycota, Eurotiomycetes, Eurotiales, Aspergillaceae. Gene Ontology annotation, biological process: chromatin remodeling. The coding region runs from base 1 to 1851 and encodes 616 amino acids. The record is from RefSeq and is a predicted model, not a curated record.
AUGGAUGACCCGGCAUCCCGUAUCCCGGGGCAGCUGCUCCCCCAUAUGCACUUGGUCUCCCGGAAUCGCUACCCGAACAUGCACAUGAUGCCCCCAGAGACCGCCGUCGAGUACCUGGCUAGCGCACCCAGGGUUUGCCAGUCACAACCUAUGCAUUGGACCUUUCUGGAUGGACCUGGCGACGGUACUGUCAUGCUGACAUGGCAACCUCUCGCGCACAUGGGCAACAACUUUGCCAGUGACGGUUAUGUUUGGGCCGAUGCCGAGCAGGGACAUGUACUAGAGGUCCGAGGUUAUACCGUUGAAGUAUUCGUUCACCGCAGCGGUUACCACCCCCCGAAUGAGAACGUGGCUACCCACAGUCGCAAGCGUUAUCGCAUCGUUUCUACCAAGAUUCCCAAUACCGCCCAACCGGACCCUUCCCUGUGGAUUGUCCACUACUCGCGCGCGCCUCAGAAUGACCAGAUUCCUGCCAACCGCAUCCCGCCUACCCCGCAAGUACAGCAAUCAAUGAGCCAACGACGAUUCCUCCAAAGCCAAGGCCAACUUGCCCGCAAGGAAUUCCUCCUGCACGACCGGAACAACUGGCCCACUAUCAACUUCCCGCAACAGGUGGGCCAACAGGGGUUCGCCCAACCCCAACCAGCUUUUCAGGGCACCCCACAGUCACGACCGGGCUACUACCCGCCUCAGGGCCACCCUGCUGCGCCUGCCCCGGUUCCUCCUCAGCCCAAGGUCGCUCGCCCCCAUCGUGCUUCUUCCGCUGCGAUCGCGGCCGCAGCCGGCGAAUUUGCCCUCGAGGAUGAGGAUGUGUCUAGCGGUGAUGUCUUGGACGCCCUCACACCCCGCGAAGUUAGCAAGAUGCGAUACGUCCAGCACCACGAAUGGAUGGAGGAGAUCUUCGCCUCGCCAUACUCCAUCUCACAGAUCACACCCGUUUCCCUCGGUUUAGGGCGGAAGGGAGAGCUCCAAACGUUGACGGAUGGGUUCUUCGACGCACCUGACGCAGAGGGUCAGGGUGAAGAAAAUGUCCCCGACGCGACCAAAUUAGAACCGGCCAAGGCGGAGGAGUUUGCCGAUCGUGUCACUAAGAAGGUAGCCGAUAUGACGGCCGAGAUUGAAAAUUUGAAGAAGCAGCACGCACAACGCAUGGAACGCUUUCACCGCAGCUCGCUCUUCAAGGACGCUGAACUGCGUCUCCGUGAAUCCGCUGCGAACCCGGCAGAGUCGGGACCGGAGGUCUGGCGACUUGAGGGUCGGAUCGUCGUUCCCUCCGAGGAAGAUGCUACACCCCAGCUGGAUUUCGUGGAGGAGGAGAAGGCCAAGUACAAGGUCGAUGAUGUUGUGCGCGAGGUGGAGACCAACUGGAAGAAGCAAAUCAUGCCCGAACCCAAGGUUUCAUGCGUUGAGAAGGGCGGUCUGUUAGAGAAGAUUGAACCAGAGCAGCCUGAGCCCGAAUCAUUCGCCAAUGAUAUGGUUCUGGAUGACACUCACCUCGACAACCAAUUCGUUACCUCUGCCCCCGGUACCACCGAGCAGCCUGUCCCUGGCGGAAUUCCCGGUGACGUUGAAAUGGAUCUUGGCGAUCAACUUGCCGGUGGACCGGGCGAGAACAGCGAAUGGGUGAUGGUGAACAACGAGAAACAGGAGGCUCCUGCAGGCGGUGAUGCCGGCAUCGAGAGCGGAUUCGAUUUCACCAACAUCGACAGCGCCGGUGAUGCCUUGGCCGCGUACACGGAGCAGAAUGAUGAUCUUGAUCUGCCCGAUUUGGACAAUUCGGCAUUUGGCGAUGCUUUCCAUGCGUCGGAUAACGAGCACUCUCACCACCCGGACGCGGAUGACAUUUCGUAG